AUGCGUUUUUCAACAGUAAUGUUAAUAGUUAUAUCUUUGUUAUCCUUUUAUGAAACGGCUUCGGUUAAUUUAUAUCAACAACAAAAAGGAACUCAAGACGCUUUCCAGUCAGCUUUGUUGUUUAAUUGUUCAAAAUUUCAAACUUACGAUGAUAUUUUUGAAUCAUUUCCAUUUAAAGUUGAACUUAAUCCAAUCAUGGAACAUUCCAAAAUAACAUUUGGUUUAUUAGAUGUUAAUGGUAAUCUUUAUUAUUUAAAUAUUUUUAAUGAAACAUAUUUUCCAUUAUCUGGUUUUUGUUUCAAACAUUUAAAAGAACUUUAUGUGCGAAAAACAAAUUUUCAGAAUGUCAAUAAUACAAUACCAGCAGAAAUCCAAUAUCUUGCACCUACACUCCUAAAUCUAAGUAUUUAUGAUACUAUCAUUACUCAUUGGCCAUAUGAAAUGAGUAAAUUACGAAAAUUAGAAACAAUACAAUUUUCCAAUACCAGUCUUAAAAUUCUUCCAGAUUUUAUUGGUAAUUUUUUAUCAUUAAAGUUUUUGUCUUUACCAAAUAAUAUGUUGACAUUAUUACCAACAAGUAUUGUUAAUAAUUCAAAAUUACGAGAAAUUAAAUUAGAUAAUAAUCCAAAUCUUCGCUCCAUACAAUCACUUAAUGGUCAUCCUUCUAUAAGAUAUAUAGAAGCAAAGAAUUGUUCAAUCGAGAAUCUUCCUAUUAAUAUACCACAACUAACUGAUUUAUAUAUGUCGAAUAAUAAUUUAAAAAAUCUUAGAAGUAUUCACGCGUUAGGUCAUGCAACAGAUGCUAGAAAAUUUUUUUAUUUUGAUCAAAAUCGUAUACAAUCUAUUACACCACAAAUUCGGUAUGUUAAGAAUCUUUAUUCUCUCAAUCUUAAUGGAAAUCAAUUGAAUAAUAUGCCAUCGAGUAUUCUUUAUAUGAAUACACUUCGUUAUUUAUAUAUUCAAAGCAAUCGUUUUGGUAAUAUUGAAUUGGCAACAAUUAUUUCUAAGUUUAAAAGUAACAAUCCAUCUCUAAAGAUAUGUUAUAAGAGUCAAAUAACUUCAUGA
Messenger RNA from Adineta steineri, 1065 nucleotides. The record is from the annotation of a GenBank genome assembly. NCBI's taxonomy places the organism in Eukaryota, Metazoa, Rotifera, Eurotatoria, Adinetida, Adinetidae.